AUGAUUAAGCAAAUUAUUUUAUUACUAGCGCUAAUUUCUUCAGUGCAUCUAAGCGUAAUUCCCUUGGACGGACUGGUGCCAUUUAGACGAGCUGUCCAGGUUUGUGUACCAUAUUCAAGAUUCUAUGUUGAUAAUACUAUUUGUAUAUGUGACGCAGAUGGCUUAGGAGCUGAUUGUACCUCACCGAACCAGUAUAAC
Molecule: messenger RNA, 198 nt
Organism: Brenthis ino (lesser marbled fritillary)
Lineage: Eukaryota; Metazoa; Arthropoda; Insecta; Lepidoptera; Nymphalidae
Source: the annotation of a GenBank genome assembly